AUGCCUGCCUCGCCUAUACAUAUUGCUUUAUAUUUGUCUAAUUUGUUAGAUUCCGGAUCAACGUACAGUACGGUAUCAUCUGCUGUUUAUUCAAUUAAAUGGGCACAUGAAAUGUGUGGUCAAAUUGACCCUACAAAUAACUCUUUUGUUGACAAUUUAGUUGAAUCAGCUAAAAGAACUGCUAAACCUGUUGUUAAUAAGAAAGACCCAGUCACUACUGAUAUCUUAAUUCGGUUAUGUUCUAUGUUUCAUUUUUCUACAGAUUUACUGGUAGUUAGGGAUCUUUUGAUGACUUUGCUAGGUUUCAGUGGUUUUUUACGUUUUAAUGAGUUAAGUCAGCUUAGAUGUAACGAUUUUUUCGUAAAAGAAGAGCAUUUAGUUAUUAAGAUUAGGCGAAGUAAGACUGAUCAGUACAGAUCAGGUGAUGAAAUUUUAAUUUGUAAAGGUCAUACUUUGGCUUGUCCUUAUGCUAUGUUUUUUAGAUAUGUAAGUUUAGCUGAAUUAGUUUUGGAUAGUGAUAUGUUUUUAUUUCGACCUUUGUACAGAAGUAAGAAAAAAUGUGCAUUAAUUAGUAUUAACAAACCUAUUAGUUACACUACUGCUAGGGAGUGUGUUAUUAAGAGAUUAAGACUAGUUGCACCUGAAUUGAAUCUUGGGUUGCAUUCUCUUAGGUCUGGUGGUGCCACUAUGGCGGCAAAUUCAGGUGUCAAUGAAAGGUGCUGGAAGCGCCAUGGUAGGUGGAAAAGUGAUUCAAGCAAAGACGGCUACGUAGCCGACUCUGUAGAAAGUAGGUUAGCCGUAUCUAAAACUUUAGGCUUGUAG
Messenger RNA from Mytilus trossulus (common blue mussel), 822 nucleotides. RefSeq lists its product as uncharacterized. The coding region runs from base 1 to 822 and encodes 273 amino acids. Lineage: Eukaryota; Metazoa; Mollusca; Bivalvia; Mytilida; Mytilidae. The transcript has a single exon. Gene Ontology annotation, biological process: DNA recombination; DNA integration. Gene Ontology annotation, molecular function: DNA binding. The record is from RefSeq and is a predicted model, not a curated record.